CUAUGGUGCCAUGGUGGAGAUCUUUCUCCUCCUGCCCACCGUGUGGGAAGCAAGAGGCUGGACAGUCGCAUGUGGAGGAGGAAGCUGGUGAGAUCGCAUCUCCCCGUCCCCCUUCGCCUCCCCAAUGGCGUGAAAUUCAAGAACUCGACCUCCUCUACCAACUAGAGGGUCGCCCGCCUCCUCCUCUGCGGGAGGUACCACCCCCGACUGCACCCUCUGCCUUGACAUCUCCUCCGAUUCUCCUGCUGCUACAAAAACAAGUGAUCUUCUGCUGCUUCUCGGGAAAAGCGACGACCCUGCCGCUACUAACGUGGCUGCUGGUGGCUCCCUUUCGGAUAUGCCAACCAUCGACCCCGCCGUUGCAUGCUCCAGGACUGGCUUACUUAAAACAUAUCCUACCAACGUCUUCGGCAGCAACCUUGAGGUUUGUAGUCAAGCAGACCAUAGAGUCGAUUUUGCUGCAAGAACCAAACUGCCAAACAACUCUAGGGCAGCCCAGACGCAGCAGAUGCUAUUUCACACCCAUGAUCAGUUGGAGGAGGGUGAGUUCAAACCAGUUAUGAAUGCUUGGUGGCAUUCUCUUAUGCCGCAAUGUCAAAAACAUGAGCAAGAAAUUGAUUGCAGAUCCAAUGAUGGAGCCCACACUUUGAAGAAACCAUAUGCAUGGCUGCCUACUGCAGAGAAUGAUGAACUCAGUGACGAGACUCAGUAG
This is a messenger RNA of Nymphaea colorata (pocket water lily), 712 nucleotides long. RefSeq lists its product as uncharacterized. NCBI's taxonomy places the organism in Eukaryota, Viridiplantae, Streptophyta, Magnoliopsida, Nymphaeales, Nymphaeaceae. The record is from RefSeq and is a predicted model, not a curated record. The transcript has 3 exons. The coding region runs from base 338 to 712 and encodes 124 amino acids.